This is a messenger RNA of Stylophora pistillata, 651 nucleotides long. RefSeq lists its product as uncharacterized. Lineage: Eukaryota; Metazoa; Cnidaria; Anthozoa; Scleractinia; Pocilloporidae. The record is from RefSeq and is a predicted model, not a curated record.
CGGGCCAGCGCGCGUCUCAAAAGUGCAUUUAGGCGCCUGCUGUAGCUCCUUGUUCAGCCAGCGGUAUUAUUGUGAAAUUCGAGUUAAAAAUGGCGGCCAAUGUGAAAAUUAUAAAUGAAGCCAAGAAGAUUUUACGGCCUCUGCGUGAUGAUGUUGAUAACUUUGUCCUGUUUGAAAACGAAGUUGAGGAAAACCUAAUGAGAUUAUUGGAGAAGCAUCGAAAUAAUCAGAAUUCGAUCGAAAGAAUGCGAAAUUCGGUCAUCGAUGUUGGGUCGAUCAUUGCAGGGGAAAUGACCAUCUUGCUGAAAAAGUUGCAUAGGCGACUAAGUUCGCGGAAUAAAGCCCAUAAUCCUUGGACUGUCCUAGUUACAAGGGAUUUGCCAGUGCAAAUAUUCGCUUUUCUUCUGCACACGGUAAAGAAGGCAAGGUCCACUUACGGUGUCACCCAUUCGGAAAGCAGAUUCCUGGAUAUCAUUAUUUACACCGAAGAGAAUCGACUGGUUAGAGAUAUAUCUCGACUUUGCGACGUCAACCGAGAAGCAAUCCUGGAAUAUUUUUCAAAGACAUUUCAGGGUCCCAGGAUAGGAAAGGCAAGGGUGGUUGUAAGUGCUCAAAAGCCAUUUACCUUGUCUUACUCGAGGAAAGGGUCAU